Cladocopium goreaui is the source of this 1806-nucleotide messenger RNA. The record is from the annotation of a GenBank genome assembly. Lineage: Eukaryota; Dinophyceae; Suessiales; Symbiodiniaceae.
AUGGCGAAGCUGCUGGAGUUUGCGUCCAUGCCCGUGCCGCCACGGCACGUGCGGCUCACGCCGCGGGAGACGAAAGUCUCGCGGGGCACGGAGGAAGAGAACAGCUGGACCAAAAGACAAAGACAUUGGAGGAACAUCAAGGCCCAGCUGGCUGCCAAGGCGGCGGAGAAGCAAGCGCAGCAGCGGGAGAAGCCGCUGACGCUGAUUGGUGGAGGAGAGAAGCCCCACCUGCCGCCUCUGCCCAAGUCCCUGCAGCACGCGCAGAUCCCGGCGAAGGAUGUGGAACAGAUCCAGUCCACCUACCACUGGAGGCCUUGCCAGCUCAGUGAGCACGUCUACGCUGCGGACCUGCCGGGCAGAAGCCUGGGGACGUACGUGAACACCUUGAGCUACGACCUCGGGAAGGAGACCCUGCAGACGAUCGAAGAGCAAUUGGAAGCCCACAAUCUGGAAGAUUCCACCCCAGUGUUGGUCAGCAGACACGGCGAACGGCAGCGGCUGGUGAAGGAUGCCUUGACGCAGGAGGAGGAGGGCGCUGUCGGUGGGCCAUUGCUCACCGCCACGGGCGCCGCCGCGGAGAAGGCGCUGGGGCAGCUGCUGCGCCAGCGCUACACGCGGCCGGGCGGCUGCACGGAUCGGUGCCUCAAUGGCCAAGUGGGCAAUGGCGUCUACGCACAAGACGAGGUGCACGCUGAGAGUAGCGGCCUGGCUCGCACCCUGCAGAGCGCCUAUGCGCUGCACGCGGGGCUCUUCCCGCAGGGCUCCGUAGAGAGUUCCGGCGGCGAGGCCGUGCAAGUGCCACUGCCGGUGUAUAGCAGACCGACAGGAGAGGAUUUCAUCCUGCGGGGCUACACCAUGUGCACUGCACAGGCGCGGAAUCUGGAAGCAUGGCAGUCUUCUCCGGAGUUUCUGACGAAGGCCUCCGAGACCAAAGCGUUUCGGAGUCGGAUGGCGCAGCUCUUAGGCAGAGUAAACAUCUCCGAGGAUGGGACAGCAGCUCCCUUGGCAGACUGGUGGAAUACCUACGAUGAGAUCGCAGUGGCCGCACAGGCGCCCACGGGCAGCGCGGUGAACGCCAGCGACCUACAGGAGGCGGAGACGUUGGCGGCCUGGCUUGAGGCGGUCAAGUUUGGGCCCAAGUUGGCAGGCACCAAAUGCGGUGGCGCCUUACUGCACGAAGUGGGCCUGCGGCUGCUGGAUGAGGUCAAGUAUCCAGAUCUGCGGCUGACACAUUUUAGCGCCCACUAUGCCACCAUGCUGUGUUUGUUGUCCGCCCUUGGGGUGCCGGACUACACCGCUACUGACUCCUGGAUUCGGCAGGAGCUGUUGGGCCUGAGCAGCGUCCUGGCCUUCGAAGUGGCCAAAAUCGGCACGGGCGAAAGAGUGGUGGGGCUCUACUACUGGCCAGGCCCCGACAGCUCCACCGAGUCCUGGCGCCUGGUGCAGUUGCCCUGCGGCGACCCAGCAGGGCGUUGUAGCACCAAGCAGUUUGAGUCCAUCGUCGCGCGGCGCGGCCUCGGCAGCCUCAAGGCCUGGUGCACCGCCUGCGACAACUUCGAGCUGAAGCUCUGUGCUGCCCCCGUCACUCCGGCCACGGGGACCAUUUCGCCUAAACGGCCGCAGUGGGACCUGCCUGCGGUGGUCUUCGUCUUCCUGGGCGUAGGAGCCUCGGCCUUUCUGGCGGCCGGCUGCUAUGCCUUUCGCAAGAGCUUCCGAGGCUGCCUCUAUACCGAGGAGGAGAGCCGCAGCAUGAUUGCGGAGCGCGCCCCCCCCAUUGGGGCCUGCAGCCCGGCGCCGUCGCUGUGA